Molecule: messenger RNA, 3957 nt
Organism: Linum trigynum
Lineage: Eukaryota; Viridiplantae; Streptophyta; Magnoliopsida; Malpighiales; Linaceae
Source: the annotation of a GenBank genome assembly
CUUAUAAUUUGUAAUUGUGGAAUCAAAAGGGGAGUCAUAUAUGAUCAUAUGCAUGUGUAGUACCUUUUAUCAUCAAACAAUAUAUAGGCAUCAUAACCACUUUCAACCAAUGUUUUGUGUUGUAUAUAUUUUCCAUUAAUUCGACCGUUAUAUAUAUUAUAUGUAUUCAAGUUUUAAUGUGAAUGACUAUCACCCCUUUGUGAUCACCUAGUCUUUACUUAGAUUUUUUUUUAAAGUUGGACCAUAAUAUUUUUAUUAUUCUCAUAUAUCUGGAAUAAUUGAUUAUUUGUCAUGCGCUUGUUAAUAAAUUUAGUAUCAAUCAUUCCUAAAAUAUUUUGUGACUGGGAGAUGAACUUAUUGAAUAAAAAUUUAUUUGGUGUUGACCACAUAACUCUAGAAUGAUGGUAACCCUGCAACAUAUAUAAGCUUAGUUUGGCCCUGCGGUAGCUUUUGCAGAAGCAGUUUCUGGCUGGAGCUUUUAGAUAAGUACUUUUCAAAAAAAGCAGUUGAGUGUUUGGUUAUAAAACUAUUAGAAGUGCUUUUUAAUAUGAAAGAUUGUGUAAAAUGACUAUAAAAAGGACUUAUAAUAUAAAAUAUGAAUAAAAAUUCUAAACAAGAAAAAGUAAACAAAAUGGAUCUUGUUAGAUUUAUUUUAUAUUAAAUAAUAUGAUUGUAUAAUUUAUUGUAUUUUUAAAAUGAUAUAAAUGAAGGAAAAUUAUAUUUUCUGAAAUAAAAUUAAAAUAUGGUAAGGAUAAUCUUGUAUUUUCAAAACAGCUUUUUCGUAGAAACUCCAAAUCGGAGCUUGUAUUUUUAUGUUACACAAAAGCGCUUUUCGGCUUUUCAUAAAUCGAGCUUUUACAGGUGUUUGGCCCUGCUUCAGCUUUUGAAGCCUAAAAGCACUUCUAAAAGCCGGGCCAAACAUAGGGAUAGAAUCAUCAGUAUAAAACAUAAUGUUUAGAUUUUUUAGAAUUAUACAUAAUCAUCCAAUCCAAGUAAUAUAAAACACAGAAGUCGGUUGAUAUGGCUGUGGGAUACAUAUGAUAAUUGACUAAAGUGGAUUUAUAAAUAUAUUGGGAGAGAGAGAUUGCCCUAUUUUAUUAAGACAUGAUAACAAUUACAUAUGAAGGUCUAAUUAUUGAAGUGUAUGGUGUGGUGGGAGGGGAAGUGAAUCUUGGGAAUAAUCAAGGUUUAGUUUGGGCAUACAAAUAUACUACUAGCAGCUAGUCAACAAAAAUAAUUAAGAAGGCAUGAAUUGAUGACUAACAAAUUUGCUUCUCGUUUAAUUUAUUUUAUAUUCUCCCUCCCCAUCUAUCAUUCAUUCCUGCAUGUUCUCCUUCAUUCAUAUUUACUGACCGAAAAUUCAAUUAAUUUGCCUUUCCCUUUGUUUAUCAUCAACAUUUUUUGUCCUUAUAAAUACAUACCAAAUGAACCACUGAUUCACUCACCACCCACAUGCACUUGUUAUUAGUUCCUUCCUUCCUAACUAAAACAACAAUUAAUAUUCAAUAUUCCAUCUGAACUAUCCCUCCACCUCCACUUCCUCAUUCACUCUCUCUGAUCUCUCUCUCUCUCUCUAGCCAGAAUAUGAACAAGAUGAAGAAUACUAACAAUGCCAGCAGCAGCGGGACUAGCAGAAAGAACAAGAAGCAGCAGCAGCAGCAGGGUCAGCUGGAAACAGGUGAACCGGCUGCUGUGAGGUUUUUGGGAGUGAGGAGGCGACCGUGGGGCAGAUAUGCGGCGGAGAUAAGAGACCCCACCACCAAAGAGAGGCACUGGCUGGGCACGUUCGAUACCGCCGAGGAAGCCGCUUUGGCCUAUGACAGAGCCGCACGUUCCAUGCGCGGCCCACGCGCUCGCACCAACUUUGUCUACUCCGACACCCCCGCCGGCUGCUCCGUCACCUCCAUCCUCUCCCCCGACUUCUCAUCAUCCACCUUCAUUAACAACAACGACGACAACAGGAUUGUAUCCUCAUGUAUUGAACCUUGCGACCAGCAGCAACAGAUGAUGUUCAACAUGCAGGGGAGCGAAUGCUACUACCAAAAUAGUAAUAUUACCAAUAUUAAUUCUGCAGCUAGCAUUGACGACGGCCAUGGCGGGCUGCCUCCUUUGCCGAGAUGUGAGGUGGAGAACUUGUCCAUUAAUGCAGCAAGUUUUGACGACGUGAUGAUGUAUACUAUGGUUGAUUUUACGGCCAUGAAUGGCGAGGGCAACAACAACAAUAUUAACAACAUUGGUGGUGGUGGUGGUGGUGGGUACAAUAGUUUCGGCUACGAGGAGGAUUGCGUAAUGCACAGCCCGCUAUUCAGCACGAUGCCUCCGCUCCCCGAUUCCAACAACAUGAAUAUCACUUACGGUCACCACCUGCCUCUGCCUGCCGACGAUGCCUACCAUUUGGGGUCCUCCUCAGCUUACAACUAUUAUUUCUUCUCAAACUAACUAACUGACUAUCAAUAAUUGAGGCCGACACCUGCUGCCUAGUGCCUGUGUUCCUAAACCCUAUAUGCAAGUUCCCUGUUUUUCUUUUUUCUAUCUCCUUUACCGGCGUGGUUUGAGGCAUGUGGCCGCCCCUCCUUGCAUCCACAAGCACGCGAUCUUCAUCACUCAACUGAUUUCUCUCUUUUUUUUUGUAAAGCCUUUCUCAUCCUCUGAUUUCAUUCAUGAUCAUCACUUGAAUAUUGGGGAUACUUUCGAACCCUUUUCUUCAUGUACCUGGAUGUAAAUUAAGAGAGAUGAAUGAAAAUACUCUAUUCUGCCUAGACCAAAACCGUCCAGUCCAAUACAAUCCAUCCAAAGUAUAUAUAUGAAUGAUUCUAUCCUACACGGGUAAAAGUUGGAGUAUAUAAAUCUUCAAUUUGGCGGAGUUUACGACAUUGUAGAUUAAAAUUUAGUCCUUUUUUGUAAAUUUCGUAUAUUUAAUUGAUUUAUUCCUAGUGAUAUAUCACAAUCUAGACCAUGAAUUAAAUCGAUUUUGGGAAAUCAUAUUAUAGCCUAACCUCUAAUGCAUAAACCCCACGGUCUAGAUUCGCUAAACCGAAAUUGGAAGUUAAAUUUAAUAUAAAAUAAUAAUUGACUAUUGAGAUUGGCCGGAGCUCAUCGAAUUACAUUUAACGGCUAGAUAACCUGGUGUAUACCAAUCAUUACCACAUAUAUAGUAUCUUCUACGUUACCCCAGGUGAAAUCCGGGGUACCGCAUACUUUGAGUAUGAAAACGCAAUCUAGACAUCAAACUAGCAGGAUUUUUGGAAAUGAUACUAUAUCCUAACCCUUAAUGAGUGAACCCUAGGUCCUAAUUAUCUAAAUCAAACUAUAAACCCUAAGAUGGUGCAUUGAUUUUUUUGGCCUAUAUUUGGAUGAAUCAUAACCGUCGAUUAUUGUUUCUAAUUAAUUGAUUUUGGGGUAUAAGAUUUAGAGAAUUAAUGCCUAGAUUUUGAUAUUUAAGGUUUAGAGUAUAAUGUCAUGUCCGAAAGAUCAGUCAUUCCAAGUUCUGGAUAGCGUUUUCCUACUCAAGGUAUGCGGUACCCCGAAUUUCACUCUGAGUACCCUAGAACUCCAUAUAUAUAUAUAUAUAUAUAUAUGUAUGUAUAUGUAUAUAUGUAUGUAUGUAUAUGUAUAUAUAUAGUGGCGUCUUCAGUGCACUCACUUUUUUGGGUGCAUUCAAUGCACGCGCUUCAUAACCGUCAUUUUAAAAAUGAGAUUCAUGUCAAAAUGAUAUCAAUCAUCUCUUAUAAUGUGAUGAACUAUAAAGCACAUGAAUUUGGACAAAAACCAUUCAAGAUUUACUUUAAUUUGAAGGAUUUAGAGAUUCAAGGUUAGGGUUAGGGUUUACAAAUUUGGGGUUAAGGGAUGAAAUUCAAAAUUGGAGGUCUACGUCUUAGGGUAAUCCGCUAAUUAGUUGUUAUCAUAUGUUAAAUAAUCAUAUUACACUAAUUAUACAAAUUAAAGUUCAAAAUCUAA